AUGGCCUUCCCUAUGGCUCGCCAGCCUCUCGGGUCGGCUUCGGCCUGCCUUGCUACACGGGGCCUUUGCAUCCUCCGGCUUCCGUGCCACAGCCCGGGGCAAAAGCACCGCAGGCAUCGUAGACUUGAGCGAAGGUCCCAGACAUUGCUCCUUGCAUCGGCCUCCGUAGCUGUGGCCGGUAGGUCCACGAAGAAGGAGGCCGCAUCAGAGGUGUGGACCCAGAUCUUGCAGAAGUCCAUCCAGUCCCUGAGGCAGAUCACUUCGGACUGGGAAGCACUGGAGGCAGAUGCCGAUGCCAAGACCCUCGAGGCUCUCGAAAGGAGGGAGAAGGGCCUCCGCGAGUUGCUCAAGCGUUGUCCCUGGGGCGACCCGGCGGCCACAGCUUCGGCACCCCGGCACCAGAGCCGCGAUUCUCUGGUGGCUGCCCACGGCCUGGCCACACGUGCAGUCCUUCAAUGUCAGGAGCAGAAGCUUCAGUGGCAGCUUCACCAAAACCAGAAGCUCGCCGACCAAACCGAUGAAAGGUCCGAAAGCGCCGCUGACACAAAAGGGCGCGCGCUCGCCAUUCUCUCGGCCCUAGCACUGCAUCGGUUCCGCCUCUUCGACAUUGAAGGUGCGCAUGCGGCGCUCACCAGCGCCGCGGACUUGCAGGUCUCCUGUGAGGCCAGCCGCCUGGACUUCGGGCUAUUAGAGUAUUCCACAAAGCUGUUGGCAGCGAGGUCGCCGGCCUUCCUUUCCAAAGAGCAGCCGGAUGCGGAGCUGGCGCUCGUGCGCAAGAGGCUUCUGGAAGCAUCCUACACCGAGUCCGUUGUGCUGGAGGGGUCAGGGGCUGCUUGCUUGACAGAAUUCGUUCUGGCUAGAUCUGGCAGCGCGGUACUCGAGGAGCGACUGCAUGCUUGGCAAUGCGAGAACAGCACUACAGCCUGUGCAACGGCAGCAGAUCUCGCCCGCCUGUUCCUACUUCACAGAGUCUUGCCUAUCAGCCGCGUAGCAGCCAUCCUGGGACAGGAUGUGUAUCAGAUCCUCAUCCGUCAGCAGGUCCUGCACGAAAUCGACUUGGCAACAUCCAGGCUUCUGCAGCCCAACUCCAACAUCCAGGAGGCCUGCGUGUUUGCAACAGUGGCGCUCUGGCCUGUCGAGGGCGACCUCCUGGUGGCCACCGACUACGAGUCAACGUGCUUCUCGGACGGGACCGAGCCGGUCAUGUAUCUCUCAGAGGACUCCUUGGCACUUGCGGCUGCCGCGCCGCGUAAGCCAUGCCAGCGGCUGCUGGACCUUUGCUGCGGCUCAGGGGUCCAAGGCAUCGUUGCCCUGCAGCACUAUGCUGCCAGGGCCGUCUUCGUGGAUGCGAAUCCCCGUGGACUGGCUUUCGCGCGGUUCAACCUGGCCUUGAAUGGCUUGCUUGGGAGGUGCGACGGCCUCGUGCAGAGGGACUUGCGCUUCGAGGGCUUGGACGGUCAUGGCCUGUUUGAUGCAAUUUUGGUGAAUCCGCCCUUCAUGCCGAACCCCAAGAAUAUCGCAACCGGCGCUAGCCUGCUUUUCGGAAAUGGUGGGGACUGCGGAGAAGAAGUUCUUUCCGCUGCUGUCCACGCGGCAAGCCGCCAUCUAACUGAAGGGUACCUAGUCGCUGUGUCCAAAGUUCCUAACAUCCAGCACUUUCCGGCGCGCCUGCAAUCGUGGUGGAGCGAAACUUGUCCCAGCUCUUGGGCAUGGGUUUUCCACGGAGCCGCCACGCCUGCACGAGAGUACAUGCCCACCUCCAUCAGCAGCGGCGUCGAGCCAGCUCGGUAUCAAGAAGCACUAUCAGAACAGGGCAUUGAGGACUUGUCUCAAGCUGUACUUGUUGUUUCUGUUGGCAGUGGAGAUGCAUCCGUGCUGGACGUCCGGUUGACGGAGACGGCGUCUCCAAAGCUUUGGCUGCAAACGCCCUUCCUGCGAUCGCUUCCGGCGAUUGUGGAAGCCGCGCAGAUCCAGAAAAGUGCCAGCUCGGC
Messenger RNA from Symbiodinium natans, 1991 nucleotides. The record is from the annotation of a GenBank genome assembly. Lineage: Eukaryota; Dinophyceae; Suessiales; Symbiodiniaceae.